Osmerus eperlanus (European smelt) is the source of this 1185-nucleotide messenger RNA. RefSeq names its product neuroplastin-like. Gene Ontology annotation, biological process: homophilic cell-cell adhesion; axon guidance; dendrite self-avoidance. The transcript has 8 exons. NCBI's taxonomy places the organism in Eukaryota, Metazoa, Chordata, Actinopteri, Osmeriformes, Osmeridae. Gene Ontology annotation, cellular component: axon; plasma membrane. The record is from RefSeq and is a predicted model, not a curated record. The coding region runs from base 198 to 1046 and encodes 282 amino acids. Gene Ontology annotation, molecular function: cell-cell adhesion mediator activity.
AUCUCGGCGCACUGGGUACACAUUCAACCGCUCAGGUAUCGUUGGUACCAGCAGCCUGGUCCAUCGACGCAUUUUUGCGUGGCCCAAUUGGGAUAUUGUACGGGUCGCUUCAUCAGCUCAGUAGCAUCCUUCAUCCUGUCCUGCUUCCCUCAAGCAACCUCACCCCUUACCGGCUUUUCGUCCCUUUAUCUUUGUAGAUGAUACCUGGUAAACGAAAAACUGCAAUAAUGUACCUCUCGGUGGCGAUAGUUGGACUAAUGCUGCAUUCGGUUGCUUCACAGAACGACCCAUCAAUCAGCGGAUCCGAUGCCGUCACACUACCCAUGGACUCUCACAGCCCCCCCUUUACCCUUCAGUGCAACCUGACCAGCUCCCAGUACCCCCACCAGCAGAGCUACUGGAUGAAAAACGGAGAGGAGAUUGCGGAGACCCGCAGCGACCUAAAAGACACUGAAUACAGGCUGAACAAACCAAGAGGAGAUGACGCAGCAGAGUACAUGUGUGUUUUCACCUUCGCCAUGGGUCCCCCCGCCAAUUUAUCCAUUGAGGUUCGAGCUGCCCCUGACAUCAUAGGCCACAAACGAAGUGAGAACAAAAAUGAAGGCCAGCGGGCCGUCCUCCACUGUAAGGCUGUGGGUUACCCCUACCCCAUCUGGUCCUGGCGCAAACUGGACAACGGUGUCUACAUGGAUAUUGAUAACUCCUCUGGACGUUUCUUCAUCAACAACAAAGACAACUAUACCGAGCUGAGCAUUGCCAACCUGGAUAUUGGGAAGGACCCGGGAGACUACCAGUGCAACGCCACAAACAUGAUCGGCACCUCCUCCAUGAUCUCUGUGCUCCGAGUUCGCAGCUACCUGGCACCUCUCUGGCCACUGCUGGGAGUUUUGGCAGAGGUCCUCCUUCUGGUGAUCAUCAUUGUGGUGUACGAGAAACGCAAGAAGCCUGACGAUAUGCAAGACGAUGAUGAACCAGCUGGACCAAUGAAAACUAAUUCCACCAACAACCACAAAGACAAAAACCUGCGCCAGAGGAAUACAAACUGAACAGAUUGUCAACUAAAUAGAAACAUAUUCUCGAUGUAUUGACCAUAUGAAGGUAAACAAGGCGGGGAUUCAUAGCAAUUGUUCAUAAACAUGUAUCUGCCAUUAAGUAUGGAUGAAGAGGAGCCAACUGGCUAUAAUG